UUUGCAGCCAACCAGAGCGGAAGCUGUUUUUUCUCUCUCUCUCCCUCUCUCUCUGUUGCUUUAAGGACAGUUUCAGUCGGCCUUGGAGGAUGGGGGAAUAAAAGGAUGGCUCCUGCUUGCUAAUGCUGUACAAAGAUAAUCGCUCAGGAAGUGUUUCAGCCAAUGGCCUGAAGCAUUACACUGGGAUUCCUGAAAGCAUCCAAUCCUGCCUCGGCUUGUAUCAGGGGGAGUCUGUUCAUCAGGCUGGAGUGCCAAGCCCUUUCUGUCUGAGAACUGAGAGUCUGUCCUCCAUGUUUUAUGUAUUGACAUAACACUGUAACAAUGCAUCCACAGAGCAAAAUAGUAUGGAUAUCAAACAUUUGGCAGACGAGGAAGUGAAGACUGAGCAGGAGGUGGUAGAGGGUAUGGAUGUCACAACUCGAUCUAAAGGUCCAGCGGUCGCUUAUCCAGAAGGAUUAUCACAAGAACAUGGGGACAGUCAGCAAUCCAAUGCUAGCUCUGCGGAGCGAGCAGGACAGAAGAGGAAGUUUCCCAGUCCUCAGCAUUCGUCCAAUGGGCACUCACCUCAAGAUUCAUCUACCAGUCCAAGUAAAAAGAAAAAGAAACCCGGGAUGUUAAACAGUCACAAUAAAGACCAGUCAGAGCUAAGGCAUGGUCCGUUUUACUAUAUGAAGCAGCCACUCACCACAGACCCUGUUGAUGUUGUACCGCAGGACGGCCGCAAUGACUUCUACUGCUGGGUUUGUCACCGGGAAGGUCAAGUUCUAUGCUGUGAGCUCUGCCCAAGAGUUUAUCAUGCUAAGUGUCUGAAACUGACCGCUGAACCUGAGGGUGACUGGUUUUGUCCUGAGUGUGAGAAAAUAACCGUUGCAGAAUGCAUAGAGACACAGAGCAAAGCAAUGACCAUGCUAACUAUAGAGCAACUCUCAUACCUGCUGAAAUUUGCACUACAGAAGAUGAAACAGCCAGGGACAGAACCAUUCCAAAAGCCAGUGUCAUUGGAACAACAUCCUGAUUAUUCAGAAUAUAUAUUUAAUCCUAUGGAUCUCAGUACAUUAGAAAAGAAUGUUAAAAAGAAAAUGUAUGGUUGCACGGAAGCCUUUCUCGCAGACGCCAAAUGGAUUUUACAUAACUGCAUUAUUUACAAUGGUGGAAAUCAUAAAUUAACACAAACCGCAAAAGUAAUAAUCAAGAUAUGUGAACAUGAGAUGAAUGAAAUUGAAGUCUGCCCUGAAUGUUAUUUAGCUGCUUGCCAAAAAAGAGAUAAUUGGUUUUGUGAACCAUGUAGCAAUCCACACCCUUUGGUCUGGGCAAAAUUAAAAGGAUUUCCUUUCUGGCCCGCAAAAGCCCUCCGAGACAAAGAUGGUCAGGUGGAUGCACGUUUCUUUGGCCAGCAUGACAGGGCCUGGGUUCCAAUGAACAAUUGCUACCUCAUGUCUAAAGAAAUCCCUUUUUCUGUAAAAAAAACAAAAAGCAUCUUUAAUAGCGCCAUGCAGGAAAUGGAGGUAUAUGUGGAAAACAUCCGCAAGAGGUUUGGCGUAUUUAACUAUGCUCCAUUUAGGACACCUUACACACCGAACAACCAAUACCAAAUGUUGCUGGACACCGGCAAUCCAAGUGCUGGCACUGCAAAAACUGACAAGCAGGAAAAAGUGAAAUUGAACUUCGACAUGACAGCGUCACCGAAGAUCUUAAUGAGCAAGCCCAUGUUAAAUAGUGGCGGAGGUCGGCGGAUUUCAUUAACUGACAUGCCCCGCUCUCCGAUGAGUACCAACUCAUCCGUGCACACUGGCUCGGAUGUGGAGCAAGAUGCUGAUAAGAAACCAGUGUCCAGUCAUUUCAGUGCAAGUGAGGAGUCCAUGGACUUUAUUGAUAAGAGCACAGCCUCUCCUGUAGCUACAAAAACAGGACAUGGUGGAAGCAUAUCGGACAGUCCCAAACCCUUCUCUCCUCAGUCUUCCACGCCAGUAACAUCCAAACCAGAACGAAACAGCAGCACAGGCAGCAUACUCAACCUCAACCUUGAUCGUAGUAAAGCGGAAAUGGAUUUGAAGGAGCUCAGUGAAUCUGUUCUUCAGCAGUCUACACCCACCCCGCUCAUAUCUCCCAAGAGACAGAUCCGGAGUCGGUUUCAGCUCAAUCUUGACAAGACUAUAGAGAGCUGCAAAGCCCAAUUAGGAAUUAAUGAAAUUCCGGAUGAUGCAUACGCCGCAGUGGAACACAGCGAUUCCGAGGAAUCGGAGAAGACAGAUUCUAGCGAUAGCGAGUAUGUGAGUGAUGAGGAGCAGAAACCAAAGAAUGAACGUGAUGAAGACGUCAAGGAAAGUGUGAAGGUUGAAAAAGAAGUUUCUGCUUCAUCAUCGUUAAAGAAGAAAGUCAAGCCCUCAAUCCUGGCAGAAGUGAAAGAUGAAGCUAAAAGCACAUCCUCAGCAACAGAGAAAGCAGAAACACCGGUUAAGGAGAAGGCUGCUUCAGCUGUAGCAAAAGAUGUUCCAGACAAAAGCAAGCCAGUGCCACACACUGCUAAAGAAAAACAGCCAGGGAAGGACGAGACUGACUCCCCCACGGUACACCUUGGACUGGAUUCUGAUUCAGAGAGUGAGCUAGUGAUAGAUUUGGGAGAGGAUCACUCAGGACGAGAAGGACGGAAAGCCAAAAAAGAGGCUAAAGAAACCCCAGCAAAGCACCCAGAAACGAAGGUAUCGGCUGCAGCUAAUGCCAGCAGCCAGCCACCGGCUGAAGCCCCUAUCAUGACCCGAUCUGCAGCCCAGGCGGUCCCUGCAGUGGGGGUAACGGUGACCUCCAGUGCAGUAGCAGCGGUGACUUCUCCAGCUGCUGCUACCGGGAGCCCAGUGAAGAAACAAAGACCCCUUCUGCCAAAGGAGACUGUCCCCACUGUGCAGAGAGUGGUGUGGAAUUCUUCCAGUAAGUUUCAGACCUCAUCCCAGAAAUGGCAUAUGCAGAAAGUUCAGAGACAGCAACAGCAGCAGCAGCAGCAGCCUCCACCACCACCCCCAACCACACCUGCACCACCACAGUCUCCACAAGGGACGAGAUACCAGACACGGCAGGCUGUUAAAGCAGUGCAACAAAAAGAAGUAACACAAACCACUACUACAUCCACCAUAACCCUGGUGACCAGUGCCCCACCGCUAGCUGUGGUGACCACUCCCGGACAGUCUCUGACCACGUCAAUCACUAGCGACCUUCCUAUAGCUACUGCCUCUGCUGAUGUUGCUGCUGAUAUCGCUAAAUACACCAGCAAGAUGAUGGAUGCAAUCAAAGGUACUAUGACGGAAAUCUACAAUGACCUGUCUAAGAAUACAACCGGGAGCACCAUAGCCGAGGUAUACAGUAUCCGACGCUUACGGAUUGAGAUUGAAAAGCUACAAUGGUUGCAUCAGCAGGAGCUGUCUGAAAUGAAACAUAACUUGGAGCUCACCAUGGCUGAGAUGCGGCAAAGUCUGGAACAGGAGAGGGACCGGCUGAUUGCAGAAGUGAAGAAACAAACUGAGCUUGAGAAGCAGCAGGCGGUGGAUGAGACAAAGAAGAAACAGUGGUGCGCCAACUGCAAGAAGGAAGCCAUUUUCUACUGCUGCUGGAACACCAGCUACUGUGACUACCCCUGCCAGCAAGCACACUGGCCCGAGCACAUGAAGUCCUGCACACAAUCGGCCACUGCAACACAGCAAGAAGCUGACCCAGAGCUUGGCACAGAUAAAACUACACAGCCCACAGCCGGCAUUCAGCCACAGCCCAUCGAAACUGCCACCACACCAAAAGAAAAGGAGAGUGCGUCGGAAAAGAGUAAAGAGAGUGUCACUAUAGCAACAGGUGUGACAAGCAGCCAGCCUAUUAAACUGGUCCACGUGCCGCAGACCACUGCCUUUAUCCCAACUAUUCAACCCACAAUUACCAUCCCUGUGGUAGUAAGUCCAAAUGCCGGAACUGUGGCAGUGAGAGCAGGCGCUCAGUAUGUGCAAACCACCAUGCCUGUCCAAGUAAGGAGAGCGUGACCUUUGUCAGGUCUGAAAUGCCAAUCCAGAGCCUGCGCCAUGGUCUUGCAUUAACGAACCAAGCAAAAAAAACACUACAAUGUGACAGAGUAUUAACCAGGACCUUGUUCACAUCUACCAAAACGGCUCAUUCUGUUUGUAUAUAAUGUACAAUUUGUGGAUGUGAUUAAAAUUAGAAAACCAUCUUUUUAUAUUUGUAUUCACUUUAACUUAUGAACAUUUACUUGGAAUGAUUAUCACAACGUUAAAACACCAUUGCCGAUUAUGCCAGAAACUGAUGAAAACCUGGGCUUAUUUAAAUACGCUAGGGGUGGACCUUUGCUAUUGCCCCGCCCCCAAACUCAUAUGCAAUAUGGAGGCAACUUGCGGACCUUCCAAAUUGAGAUCUGAUAGAACAUGUACAUAUGCAGAGAUUUUCUACGCCUAUUAAUCUGUGUACGAAAGACAUCUUAGAUAGAAUUAUUGUACAAAUUCCUUCUUAGUGUGCAUUUAACAACAAAUACUUUACAAAAUAAUCUGAUCAUCGGAAGAUAUCGUAACAUUUUGCCUUUCUAUUUUGGGUUAAAAGCAAGCAAAAUAACACGAGUAUAAACAACCAGAUUCCAGAAUCAGGAAAAGAAGUUGAAUGCUAGACAGCAUGUGUGAGAAUGGCUGAAAGCAGAGUUUCCGUCAGCGCAUGGAGAAAUAUUGUUUAGCAAAGUGAAAACAAAAGAGCAUCAUUUCUGGAAAACACCUCUAGUCUGUUACAUUUACGCUGUAGUUUCAUUUCGUAUGUUGUGUAAAAUACAAACAUUGAACAAACCCGGACACGAUGUAUGUAUAUGAGAAAACUCACUGUAUGAUAUCAUUCCAGUACAAUCUGUUGUAAAUUUUUCGUCUUGUUCAUUUUCACAUUGUUCAUAAAGGAUGUACAUGAACCAGCUCUAUAUGAUGGAGACAUGACACCGCCUAAUAAUCCUAAAUGAAAGGAAAGAUUUCUGGCUAAACGGAUUUGGACGGUUAGUCUGGCUGGGUUCCUUGUCAAAACAUAAUUGCUUUUAGCAUAUGGAAGUAUUUUUUCACAUUUUCUUUGUAUAAAAUUUGUAUUAAAUCCAGAAAUUUCCUUUU
Pseudophryne corroboree (corroboree frog) is the source of this 5123-nucleotide messenger RNA. RefSeq names its product zinc finger MYND-type containing 8 (gene ZMYND8). Bases 345 to 4016 code for a protein of 1223 amino acids. The record is from RefSeq and is a predicted model, not a curated record. NCBI's taxonomy places the organism in Eukaryota, Metazoa, Chordata, Amphibia, Anura, Myobatrachidae. Gene Ontology annotation, cellular component: nucleus; cytoplasm. Gene Ontology annotation, biological process: regulation of DNA-templated transcription. The transcript is spliced from 25 exons. Gene Ontology annotation, molecular function: transcription corepressor activity; protein binding.